Messenger RNA from Blastocystis hominis, 1347 nucleotides. RefSeq lists its product as hypothetical. The coding region runs from base 1 to 1308 and encodes 435 amino acids. The transcript has 5 exons. The record is from RefSeq and is a predicted model, not a curated record. Gene Ontology annotation, cellular component: ribosome; mitochondrial small ribosomal subunit. Gene Ontology annotation, molecular function: structural constituent of ribosome; RNA binding. NCBI's taxonomy places the organism in Eukaryota, Bigyra, Opalinata, Blastocystidae. Gene Ontology annotation, biological process: translation.
AUGAGGCUGUCUCUGAGCCAGUGUCUGCGAAUCGUAGAGGAAAACACAACUCCUCUCCCAAUCGAGGAAGCCGCUGUUCCUAAGGACGCAGAAGCAACUCCUAGUAGGCGAUAUGAGUUUGUAAUAACCCCAGAAAUCGAUUCUACGCCCGAACCAACUCCCGAUCAAAACGCAAAAGUACCAAACUCUAUUCUCCGCACUCACCGCUCCAGGACAAACAGUUCAUCGAGAACCUCCUCUCCUCGAUCGCGGAUUCCUCCUCCUCCACGGACGACCAAUCCCAGCUCUUCGAGGACGUAUUUCCCCGUUUCCCCUUUCUCUCUCCAGAUCCGCACCCUCUUCCUCGACCCCGACAUCCGCCAGCUCUACUACUCCUACGCCGCGUCUCUCCCGUCCUUCUACUUCUCGGGCGCGGACCCGCAUCUCCCGAAGCUGGCGAACGAAGUUUUUUUGACCCGUCUGCGCGAAGAACGCAGCGGCACGCCCAAGUCCCCGCCGCCCGACCCUCUCCUCGCCGCCCUCCACGACAAGAAACGCUCCCUCACCGCCUCCAACACCAUCAUCACUCCUCCUAUCGACGACAACGACAACGACACAUCAUCAACAUCAUCAACAUCAUCAUCUUCUCUCCGCUAUCCAAUCCCUUCCUGGAUCGUCGACGAAGUCGACUCCAAGAACCAGACCUUCACCACUUUCUCCGGCGAGCGCUUCUCCGCCGCCGACCUCCAGUCCAGCGCCUUUCUCCGCUCCCUCGCCGCCCAGGCGCGUUUUCCGCGCCGUCCCCGCGACAUCGAGCGCGCCAUCGACACCUUCGGCCUCUACCCCUUCCUCUCCCCGCGGCAAGCCCGCUCCCCCGCCAAACGGACCGUUGACCGCGGUUAUUCGCUGCUCGAUCGCCACCAGAAGCUCACCGAUGCGGGGAUCACCAUCGCGUUCGCGAGCGGGAAACGGAAGAGCGCGCGCGCACGCGUGGAAAUCCGCGAGGGCCAUGGCAACGUCGCCAUUAACGGGAAAUCAUUACUUGAGUAUUUCCCCGCAGGGAACUAUCGCGAUCAAGUGCUGGCGCCGCUGGCGGUGACGCUGGCGUUUCGACGAUUCGAUGUGAUGGCGAAUGUGAUGGGCGGCGGUAUGACUGGCCAGGCCGAGGCGGUGCGAUUGGCGUUGGCGAAGGCAGUGGCGAGUUUGGAGCCGGGAUAUGCGAUGGUGUUGCAGAAGGCGGGAUUGCUGAAGACGGACACGCGGAUCGUGGAGAGGAAGAAGCCUGGACAUCGGAAGGCGCGGAAGAUGCAGCAGUGGGUCAAGAGAUGAGCAUGGUCUUUUAUUUGGAAACAUGUUGAGUCUUUUGUU